UUUAUUUACUUAUUUUAUUUAUUUACUUUAUUUAAUACCGUAACAUUAAAUUGUGCUGGAAUUAAACAUUUCUAUUUGAUAAUGACACAGAUAAGGACUCUGAUGAAAGUGAAGUCAGAUCUGUUAAAUGGAUUAAAGUUCUUCUGAUAGUUGUUGGUGUUUCUCUUGUUUUUGCUCUGGGUGUCAUCUGUGCUCUCAGUUUACUCUAUGUUGGUCAAAUCAGCUUGUGUGACUCUCAGCAACACAAUGAUACAAAACCACCAACGGAUCUACUGCAGAAUGUUGGUCAAAUCAGCCUGUGUGACUCUCAGCAACACAAUGAUACAAAACCACCAACAGAUCCAGAGCAGGGCACUGAGAUGGAUCUUAAGUACCACAGAGUUAAAGACUGUCUGGAUUCUUGCACUGCAUACGGUGCUUCAUCUUGUAAGCUUUGUGAAGAGGACUGGACAGCAUACGGUGGAAAGUGUUAUUUCUUCUCUUCUGUAAAUAAGACAUGGUUUGAGGCUCGUGAUUUAUGUGCUGCAUCAAAAGCUCAUCUGGUCACCAUUAACAGCACAAUUGUACAAGAUUUCCUGGUGUCUAAAAUUAAAGAGACUCACUGGAUCGGUCUUAAUGAUCAGGAGACUGAAGGUCGAUGGGUUUGGGUGAAUGAUCAAACUCUUGAAGAAACCAAAGUAAAGUUUUGGUUUAAUAACCAGCCGGAUAACUGGACUGGACAUAAUCAAUCUGGAGAGGACUGUGCCUGUAUGGGAUAUGAGCGUGCACAUUUAAACUCUUGGUUGGAUGCAUCUUGCGAAUACAAGAAAAAGUUUAUCUGUGAAAAAAAAUUCAUUGUUCUUGAGUGAUGACUGUAGUGACAGUUCCAGUUUCUAUAUUAUUGUAUAUUGAGGAUCUUUACACGUCUCUCUGUAUUGUGCAUUUAUUGUCUUUACUCUGAUUUUAUACCAUGGUAAAGUGUUUGUUUUGCAUUUACAGUAUAGAGUCUGAAAGACACUGUAAUCUGUUAAUCAUUUACAAUAAAAUGUUAACAAAAUAAA
Misgurnus anguillicaudatus (oriental weatherfish) is the source of this 1040-nucleotide messenger RNA. The record is from RefSeq and is a predicted model, not a curated record. Lineage: Eukaryota; Metazoa; Chordata; Actinopteri; Cypriniformes; Cobitidae.